AUGAAAUAUUACAACCAUUUACCCUUCUCAAAAGCAGCAAAUGCUCAGAAUGCAAAUAUUCUUUGUCUGUUCUAUUCAACUCUUUUCUAUCUAUCUAUCUAUCUAUCUAUCUAUCUAUCUAUCUAUCUAUCUAUCUAUAUAUAUAUAUAUAUAGUGAGCAACAAACAUUAUUCUUCUUUCUUUUGUUCUCUUUUAACUCUGUAUGACUUCUUUCACAGUUUAAUUUUUAUAUAUUUUCUUUUCCUUUUUUCAUUCUCUUUUUUUCUUCAUUUUUCAUUAUUAACAUCUUUUCUUUCCAUUUUUAUCUUUUCUCUUUUCUUUUUAACUAUCAAAUUAUUUCUCUUUUUUUGUUUUCCAUCUCAUCUUUCCUUUUUGCUUUCCAACACUCUCAUCUUUCCUUUUGGCUUUCCAACACUCUCAUCUUUUCUCUUUUCCUUUUUUUUUUUCGGCCUCAUCUUUUCCUUUUUUUUUUCAGCUUCAUCUUUUUCCUUUUUUUUUUUUUUUUCAGACUCAUCUUUUCCUUUUCCUUUUUUUUUCAGCCUCAUCUUUUCCUUUUUUCUUUUUUUUUUUCAGCCUCAUUUUUUCCUUUUCCUUUUUUUUUCAGCCUCAUCUUUUCCUUUUCCUUUUUUUUUCAGCCUCAUCUUUUCCUUUUCCUUUUUUUUUCAGCCUCAUCUUUUCCUUUUCUUUUUUUUUCAGCCUCAUCUUUUUUUUUUUUUCAGCCCAUCUUACCCUCAUCUUUUCCUUUUUUUUUCUGCCUCAUCUUUUCCUUUUUUUUUUUUUUUCAGCCUCAUCUUUUCCUUUUUAAUUUUAUCUCUUUUAUCUUUUUUGUUAUUCUUACUUUUCUUAGAACAUUUUACUUUCUCUUUCAUCUCUAGAUUUUUUUCAUUCCUACCUAUUCUUUCAUUUUCACAUUUCUUUUUUCUUUUUUUUUCUUCCUUCAUUUUCUUGUAUUCUCUUUCUUUCCUUUAUUCUUUUAUUAAUUUCUCUUCUUUUAUUUUUUCUGCUUCUUUCCUGUCUUUUUGA
This is a messenger RNA of Acanthosepion pharaonis, 1023 nucleotides long. The record is from the annotation of a GenBank genome assembly. NCBI's taxonomy places the organism in Eukaryota, Metazoa, Mollusca, Cephalopoda, Sepiida, Sepiidae.